CACAGCAUACUUCUAGCAUCGCUCUAUGGCGUCCACAACACUGAACGUAGCGAUCGAAAGUCCCAAAAUGCUACAGAAAAUGGCCUUUGAUAGUUGAAGGCCGUGUUUUGAGUUGUUUAUUAAAGCUCUGAAUAUGGAGAACACUGUACGAACAGCUCCAUGUCAUACGUUCUUCUAGUGACGCAGAAUUUAUGGGUUCGCUGGGUCGCGAGGAAGAAUAAAGAGAAUCUUGAGGACUCCCGCUGGAUCGAUGCACAAAUUGGAUAAUCAAAUAGCUCCUCGCUAACCGUACGGAAUUGGAGGAUGGCUGGAAUUAUUGGGAACAGUUCAACAUCUGGAAUGGGUGACAUCAUCCAGCUGAAUGUCGGAGGAACGAGAUUUAGCACGUCAAGGCAGACUCUGACAUGGAUUCCUGACUCUUUCUUCUCAAGUUUACUUAGUGGAAGGAUAUCAACACUACGGGAUGAAACUGGAGCCAUAUUCAUUGACAGAGACCCAACAGCAUUUGCACCCAUUUUAAACUUUCUUCGAACUAAAGAAUUAGACUUGAGGGGGGUUAACAUUAGUAUCCUGCGACAUGAGGCAGAGUUCUAUGGUAUUAGACCCUUAGUCCGACGCUUACUGCUUUGUGAAGAACGGGAGCGAUCAUCAUGUGGAAGUGUGUUGUUUCAUGGCUACCUCCCUCCACCAGCUCUCCCAGCGCGGAGCAGUGUAGGUGGGAAGGCUGCAGCUGUUGCAGGUCCAGAGGAGCGCUCAGGCCCCAGUGGCGCGGAGGGGGGUUACCCACGUUCCUGCCCUCAGUCUUCUCUCCCUGGACCCUCUGGGGUAGAUGGACCUGAAACAAUAGGAUCACCAGUGGACCCUAGGAAGGUGCUGAUUGUCGCUGGCCAUCAUAACUGGAUUGUAGCUGCUUAUGCACAUUUUGUCAUUUGCUACAGGAUAAAGGAAUCAUCAGGCUGGCAGCAGGUGUUUUCCAGCCCUUACCUGGACUGGGCCAUAGAGCGGGUGGCCCUCAAUGCAAAAGUCAUGGGCGGCCCACAUGGAGAUAAAGACAAGAUGGUGGCAGCGUCAUCAGAGAGCCGCAUUAUAUUGUGGAGUAUCCAGGAUGGAGGGAGUGGAAGUGAAAUAGGUGUGUUCAGUCUUGGAGUACCUGUUGACUCUCUGUUCUUCAUUGGGAGUCAGCUGGUCGCCACCAGUCACACGGGGAAGGUGGGAGUGUGGAAUGCCGUCACCCAGCACUGGCAGGUGCAGGAUGUGGUGCCCAUCACAAGCUGCGACACUGCUGGCUCCUUCCUCUUGCUGGGCUGUAACAACGGCUCAAUUUACUAUAUUGACAUGCAGAAGUUUCCGCUGAGAAUAAAGGACAAUGACUUGUUGGUGACGGAGCUGUACCACGACCCAUCGAAUGAUGCCAUCACGGCCCUCAGUGUCUACCUGACUCCUAAAACCAGUGUGAGUGGGAACUGGAUUGAGAUCGCAUAUGGAACCAGCUCAGGGGCCGUGCGUGUCAUCGUGCAGCAUCCAGAGACUGUUGGAUCUGGUCCACAGCUCUUCCAGACCUUCACUGUCCACCGCAGCCCUGUCACUAAGAUUAUGCUCUCUGAAAGGCACUUAGUUUCCGUGUGUGCUGACAAUAACCAUGUACGCACAUGGACGGUGACGCGCUUCAGAGGCAUGAUCUCCACUCAGCCAGGAUCUACUCCGCUGGCCUCCUUUAAGAUCAUCUCACUGGAGGAGACAGAGAGCCAUAGUAGCUAUUCCUCUGGCAAUGACAUCGGUCCAUUUGGAGAGAGAGACGACCAACAGGUGUUCAUUCAGAAAGUCAUUCCUAUUACCAACAAACUCUUUGUUCGCCUCUCCUCUACGGGAAAAAGGAUCUGUGAGGUGCAGGCUGUAGGUGGCACCACCAUCACGUGUUUUACAGUGCGAGAUUGUGAGGGCUCGAGCCGCAUGGGCUCCAGACCCCGCCGUUACCUCUUCACUGGCCAUGCAAACGGGAGCAUUCAGAUGUGGGACCUCACCACUGCCAUGGACACGGUCAACAAGAGUGACGACAAGGCCAAGCGGGAACCAGAGGUGGGAGGUCCAACUGAGGAGGAGCUGCUGAAGCUGCUUGACCAAUGUGAUUUGAGCACAUCUCGCUGUGCCACGCCCAACAUCAGCCCCGCCCCCUCUGUGCUGCAGCACAGCCGGCUGCGAGAGUCCUGCUCCAGUCUCCAGCUGCAGGCUCAGGAGCCCAUCCCCGAGACAGCCACUUAUGGAGCCUCGCGGCCGUACCGAGAAAGCCCCUUGCUGGCCCGUGCUCGACACACCGAGAGCUUCCACAGCUACAGAGACUUCCACUGCUUAAACCUGACCAAGGCCCUGCUGGAGAACCACGGACAGUGCGGAUCCAUGGAGGAUGAGAUGCACCAUUCAGCGGGAGAGAACAACGCUGAGGACCUCGACAAAAGGAACUCUACCAUGGAUCUUUGGGGGUCCAGAUCAUCUGAAACCCAGUCUUCAGCUGCACGCAAACCCCCAGACAGCCCAGGAGACCAGCAGCGAAGGGCCCAUUUGAUGGAGGAAGCGACUGCAGACCCUAGACCAGAUGGGGGCAGGAGGAGAGGGGCAUUUGAAGCAAAUUUUCUAAGCAGGAAAAAGGCCCCCCCAGUUCCACAACUGAGCCCCCCACCGGCAGGAGCUGAUGGAGGCAGCAGCGACUCGUCCAGCACCGCCUCACCCUCGCCAACUAAAGUGUCCACAUCCCCACGCCAUCGCAAGGCUCCUGACGCUGCAUGUGAGUGAUGGUUCACACAGAUUUGUCCUAUGCAGAGCUCGUACCAAAUACAAUAAUCAAUGACAGGGAAAAGAAAGUAGUUGAAUGGAUGACUUCAAAAGUGAAGCGUUUCAGAAUGUAGAUGCGAAGGUUUGGCAGGAUGCAAGCUGGCAGCUAAAAAAGAAACCUCACUCACUGUGGACAGAUUUAAAGGGAAAAUACACAGCAUAAAUAUGUCAGUUUCACAUGUCUGUUAACCGGUUGAAAGAAGUUAUUAAGCUUUUGUCAGACUGAUGACGCUUCCACAAUAUGGACCUAAUCCUCUCUUCACUGAUUUUUCCAAGCUUAAAUAUGAGAUACAUUUACUUUUCAUUCCUUUGAGAAAAUUAACAAAGAGUGACUAGAUUAAUUAUUCAGCCAGUUAGACUUUAGCUUUGUACACCUGUGCCUUUACUAAACAUUUUUAUUGUUUUUGUCCAUUAAAGGGAUAGUCCAUCCUAAAAUGAAAACGUGAAGAAAAUUUGAAUGAAGAAUUUACUCACCCUCAUGUCAUUUAAAACCCACAGGACUUUCUUUUGUGGAUCAGCAAAGGAAAAGUUUAACAGAAUGUUUUGCUGCUCUCUUCUAUACAAUGAAGGUGGAUUUAAUACUUUAUAUUCAGAGCUCUGAGUAAUAGAAUUAAAUGUAUGUUACUAUUGAUAAUCUUUUCUUGAUAAUCCUUCUUGACAUUUGCUUUCAUUGUAUAGUAAAGAUCAGUUUGACUACUUUCGUGUUCCAUGAAAGAAAAAAAAAUCAUACAGGGGUUGAAAGACUUUUCAGAUUUUGAGUGGAUUAUUGCUUAAAUGGUUUGCUUUUCUUUUGUAAAUGAAGUUGCUUUUUUAAAAAGUAGAUUAGCAUGCUGAUGCUACUGGCCACUAACAGUACCUCCAAAACACUGUGAUGCACUUUAUUGUCUGUACUUACAUUGAAUGGACUGAACAGAUGAACUUUAAUGAUCAGGUUUGACUCCACUGCUGUCGUGAAGGCAGCAGGAAUCAGCAGCCUUUGACAGAAUCUCUUUCUUUCUUCAUUAAUCCUUUCAGACGGGUUGCGCUCUCUGAACUUUCAGCAUGCAUCCGCAGGGGAUUUUUACUUGCUCUAUCCAUCUUUGGGAUUUAUUCAGUGCCUUUUGCUAAUUUGGAUAGAUACUGCUGUGAGAAAUCGAAACUGAUUUAGCUUUUUUUCUCUUUCUGAUGUGCGAGUUAGUUGGAUUAUCACAUUAUGCAACUGAUUUAAGUGAAGCGGAUUCAGUUCAACUCCCAGAAUAAGACACUUACCAAGAUGAGAAAAAGAAAAAAGAAAAGAAAUUAAAAGAAAAGGUAUAUUUUACAGUUGCCAGAUUUAAAGGUAAUAAUAUACAAAUAAAAAUAGAAAAAAAUGAUUUUAUUUUAAUCAUUUAUUUUAUUUAUUAAAAUGAGCUCUGUAUUUAAAAUGCUACAAUACAAACUUCUAAUGUCUAAAUAAUCUAAAUAAUUAAUCAACAUGUGAAUAAUGUCAUCAUAACGUGUAAUUUUAUCAUUUGCAUUUUCACUUCUGUUAAGAAUAUACUGUCAAGAAUUAUUUAUAUUUGACAUGAAGCUAAUUUUGCAUUCAACUGAUGAGCAUGGUCACUUUCUUUCCAGCCAUUCCACUUUGUGUACAGGUUAUAUCCUGCCAGAGAAAAUGUACAGUAUAUAGUGAUUAUUAUUUUAAUGGUAACUAAAUGGAAUCCUUUAACAAAGUACUUUAUAUAAAGGAAAUGAGAUCGUAUUAAUGCUAUGCAAUCAGUGUUAGUGCUGACAGUAGGCUACAUAGCCUGAAACUAAAUCAUGAAUAACAGAAAUGAAUAGCAGAAAGUUAUUUGGACAACAGCAUGAAGCUAGAAAAAUAAAUUCAAAUAAAUAAAACAAUAAAAAUAAUUACCCCUUGGAAGAUCUGCGUGGUUCAUUUCUCAAAAUGAUGUUGCAUAAAAUACUAUAAAAUGCUUCCAAUUGACUUUUUAAAAUGUCCUUUGUUGCUAUGACUGGUUUGCUCCUAGGUGUAGUGAUCUUGGUAUCAAAAUGGUAUCAAGAUAUGCAUAUUAAUUAAUUAAAUGCAUAUUACUUAAUCAGCUACUUAUGUCAUUUAUUUGCUCUCUGAGAUGUUUCAGUGUUGGGGAAUAUUUAAUGGACAAGAGUAUGAUUCUUUAUGCUUGCUUUCAGAAAUACAGUCACAAGCUGAUUUGUGUUUUCAGUCUGGUUACUGUAUGAUUUCAUCUCCAGACAAGAGACCUUAUCAUUUCAAUAUGCAGAAUAGUUAUGUUUUAUCAAACAAGACUUGCUUACCUGCUGCACAGAUCAUGACAUGGCUACAAGAAGAAAGUUUGUUACUUGAAAUAUGGGGAAAAAAAUUGAAUAUGGUACAUGCACUACAGAUCGGUACUCAGCUUCUGUACAUUUCCAGUGGCACAAUAAAGUAACCAAACAGAGCUGCGUCUCAGAC
This is a messenger RNA of Sinocyclocheilus anshuiensis, 5257 nucleotides long. Its product is annotated as BTB/POZ domain-containing protein KCTD3-like. The transcript is spliced from 18 exons. The record is from RefSeq and is a predicted model, not a curated record. The coding region runs from base 304 to 2787 and encodes 827 amino acids. Gene Ontology annotation, biological process: protein homooligomerization. Lineage: Eukaryota; Metazoa; Chordata; Actinopteri; Cypriniformes; Cyprinidae. Gene Ontology annotation, molecular function: protein binding.